Magnusiomyces paraingens is the source of this 1080-nucleotide messenger RNA. RefSeq lists its product as uncharacterized. The coding region runs from base 1 to 1080 and encodes 359 amino acids. NCBI's taxonomy places the organism in Eukaryota, Fungi, Ascomycota, Dipodascomycetes, Dipodascales, Dipodascaceae. The record is from RefSeq and is a predicted model, not a curated record. The transcript is spliced from 3 exons.
AUGGAGGACAACAAAGGUGUCCUGGAUCUCAUGAAGGACAGCAAACAUCACGAGCGGACUAAACACAUUGAUACCAAGUACAUGCGCACCAGAGACCAUGUCAAAGCCGGCGAUACCCGUCUUGAAGCUGUUGCUUCAGCAGAUAAUGUGGCAGACAUUUUUACCAAAGCUCUGGCUAAGCCGCAGUUUUUAUAUUUGAGGAAUCUUCUGGUCUUCUCCGCUAUGUCUAAUCACGGAAACACUACAGGAGUCAAUGAAGGACCCUCAUCCUUUGAGUCAGCCAGCACUGGAAGUUCUGUUGCCCACUCAACAUCUGAGACCCAUUCAAAGAACAACGCCAGCUCUUAUGAGACAUUCGCCGAUCUCCCUGUUCAUCGUCAAAUUGAUCUCGCUGACCGUUCUGGAUUUACCGUUAGACAAUUAACCAUUGCCAACAUACCAGUUUUCCUCCCCCAUCUCAAAAAUCUUGGCUUUCUACCUCGCCAACCUGCAAUGAUCCGUCCACCAUUGGAUGCUCGUACACCCUCAAACGUGGAAAGUCUACAAGUCAAACUGAAAGCUAUUCUGUUACGUACUCAAGAGUACAUGAGUUUCUCACAGUUGAGUCAACAACGACAAGCUGACAAGCAUCGUCGUCCUGUGGAAAUUAUAGUUGGUGAUUCUGUUCUUAUCCACCACACUAGUUUUCAGAGCCCUAGCAAUAGGAUGCUGCCACUUUUCGUCGGUCCAUACACCGCCGUUAAAGCAAUUGGGGGAGGAAAUGCGUUUGAAUUGGACUUACCCACUACUGUGAAGAACAACCGUGUUUUUAAUGUUUCGAAAUUACGAAAAUAUGUCAAAUCUGAUGAAUACCCUGCUGAGAUUAGACCUACUGAGGAUUAUGUUAAGAAGAACUUGAACCGCAUUGCUAGUGUAGCCGCUAUGCAAAAUGGUCUUGUCUAUCUACAGUUCACAGAUAGCCUACCUGGACAUUGCGUCGCCAUUUCAACAAGUUUUUGGAAUACUAUGCCUGCCGAAAAAAGGAUACCAUUAUUCAAAGCUUACAUGGCUAGAAUCAAAGCUCGGGACGAGCCUUUAUGA